CCAGGUCGUCCGACCCGAUCGUUUUGAUCCCUACUUAAAACUCUAACCCUAACUCCAAAUGCCAUUCUCUUCUUCUACUGCGGCCGCUUAUUCUUCCCCUCUCCCAACCAGAGUGAAAUCCUAGCAAAAAAAUCCAAAGAAGAGAAGAUGAGUAAAGGAACAGUAGCAGGUGCCAAGGGUGGCAAGAAGAAGAUAUCAACAUACACAAUCGAUUGUGCAAAACCAGUUGAAGAUAAGAUUAUGGAUAUUGCUUCCCUUGAGAAGUUUCUUCAAGAGAGAAUCAAAGUUGGUGGUAAAGCUGGUGCUCUUGGUGAUGUUGUUACUAUCACUCGUGAGAAGAACAAAAUCUCUGUUACCGCUGAUAGUAACUUCUCUAAGAGGUAUUUGAAGUAUUUGACAAAGAAGUACUUGAAGAAGCACAAUGUUCGUGACUGGCUUCGGGUGAUCGCAUCCAACAAAGACAGGAAUAUUUACGAGCUUAGGUACUUCAACAUUGCCGAGAAUGAGGGAGAGGAUGAAGAGUGAAGGCUGCAUCUCGUUAUAUAUUAUCUGUUUUUUGGUUUGUUGAAAUUUUAGACAAGGUGAAGUUUACUCUUAUUUAGAAGGGCCAGGGCCAUCAGUGUUUCAGACACUUCAGAUUUUGAUGUCAGCUAAAUUUUUUGUUGAUUACUAUUAGGGGUCACUUUAUUAUUAUUCCUCCUAUGAAGUUUGGUAAUUGAUUGAUUAGCUUUUGACUUCUUCCGAGUAAUUAAUUAAUGCUUCCCUCAUAACGUAAUCAUAG
Molecule: messenger RNA, 781 nt
Organism: Papaver somniferum (opium poppy)
Lineage: Eukaryota; Viridiplantae; Streptophyta; Magnoliopsida; Ranunculales; Papaveraceae
Product: 60S ribosomal protein L22-2-like
Exons: 3
Coding region: 148-525 (125 amino acids)
Biological process (GO): cytoplasmic translation
Cellular component (GO): ribosome
Molecular function (GO): RNA binding; structural constituent of ribosome
Source: RefSeq, a predicted model, not a curated record